AUGGCCUUCAGACCGCUGCUACGGCAGCGCGCCCUCGGCCCGGUCGUCGCCGCCGCCGCCGCCGCCGCCGCCGGUGCUGGCAUCGUUGCGUCUCCGCGCAUCCUCCAUGCCGAGGAGCCUCCCGCAGACGCCUCCGACCGCAAACCCAUCUACGACGACUCCCCCCUCGAUGCCACCCUGCCGGCACCCGCCAAACCCGCCGCUCCGUCCACACCCCCAGCACCAGCCGGGUCCUACCGCCCCACGCCCACCGACCGCCUCGCCGUGCGAAUCGGCCACGCUCGCAUGGCCCUCUACGAGCAAGCCACAAAAGCCGAAGACGCCGUUAAUGCCGCUCUCACCGAAACCCUGCGCCUGGAGCACUCCUUCACAUCCACCAUCCGCGGCCUCGCACCUCCCAAAGAGUCUGGCGAGAAGGUUUUCCCAGGUGUGCUGUAUGUCCUGGUAGCCACUAUGGCCGGCAGCAUCAUAACGCGGAACCGGAACAUCCUGCUCCGAGCCACCGUACCUGCAGCAAUCGGCGUGGGAGCUGCAUAUGCCGUGCUGCCGCUCACAAUGAAGAACGUCGGAAACCUGGCCUGGACAUACGAGGAGAGGUAUCCCGCGCUCGCCGAUGCGCAUUUGAGGACAAAGGAACGCGUGACGCGCUUCUGGGAGACAGGGAAGGCCCAUUCGGCCAUGACAGUGGGCAUGGUACAGGACAAGGUGGGUGAGACAAGGUCGAAAAUGGAGGAGUGGGUGAAGAAAGGGAAAUAAACCGUCUUUUCCUUGGAUUGUUGAUCAGGGUAAAGGCCCCUAGGUCACUGUAACUCACUGUACCAGUAGUUGAUACAAGGGCUGGGCGCUCGUGCACGCAGUCAUACAAGUCUUCAUUUGUUACAUACUGUAGCCCAGACCUGCGGUGCCGACAUCGUCGUUUUGCAACAUCAAAACACAACAGUGGACACAUCACUGAAGCACUUCACGAACCUCCAGGCCACCAACAAGCACCAGUUCCCAAAUUUUACCAAGAGAUCCAUUCGGGUCCUAUAGUACCAAGCCUACAGUUC
Messenger RNA from Trematosphaeria pertusa, 1049 nucleotides. RefSeq lists its product as uncharacterized. Gene Ontology annotation, cellular component: mitochondrial crista junction; MICOS complex. Gene Ontology annotation, biological process: cristae formation. The transcript is spliced from 3 exons. NCBI's taxonomy places the organism in Eukaryota, Fungi, Ascomycota, Dothideomycetes, Pleosporales, Trematosphaeriaceae. The record is from RefSeq and is a predicted model, not a curated record. The coding region runs from base 1 to 756 and encodes 251 amino acids.